Papilio xuthus (Asian swallowtail) is the source of this 3357-nucleotide messenger RNA. RefSeq names its product Schwannomin interacting protein 1 (gene Schip1). Gene Ontology annotation, biological process: positive regulation of hippo signaling. The coding region runs from base 133 to 2325 and encodes 730 amino acids. The record is from RefSeq and is a predicted model, not a curated record. Lineage: Eukaryota; Metazoa; Arthropoda; Insecta; Lepidoptera; Papilionidae. Gene Ontology annotation, cellular component: plasma membrane; cell junction. The transcript has 11 exons.
CUCACCAACUCAUGUCAGAAAAAAGUCACGGAAAACCUGGAACAAGAUAAUAAUGUGAUUUACAACGAUAGCUCUCUAGAUUCAACACCAAUCGACGAAGAAAAAACAUUUGAAAAUUCCGAUACAGAUGAAAUGUCUGAAAACGUUGCACAUCCAGUACCGAGGGGCAUCGUGAAUCCGAACUAUCCCGGCUUCCAGCACUUAGCGCAUACUUUGCAGGAUUAUUCAACAAACAUUGAAAACUUUUAUCAAUCGGAAAAUGAAAUGACAGAUGACGAUCUGGACACGGAAAAUAUAGACGCAACUGGUCAGUUAAAAACAAGUGAAAGCGAAAUCAACUUAAAUAAUAACAAUUUGACUAAUUAUAAAUCAAAGGAAAUUAAUCAAUUGAGUGAUUUGCAAUACAAAACUAGAAAUUCAGAUGAUACACAAAAUGAUAUACCAGAUUUAUUGAAAACUGUAUCUAACAAUAACACAUGUGAAUCUAUUAACUUUGAUUGCUCAGAUACAGACAUUGAAAAUAAUUUUCAUACUAAAGAUAUCAUUGGGGAUUUUAACAAGGAAAUAGAGGAUGAAAUAAAGCAACUUUUGAAUUAUAAUAUUAAUAUACAGGACGAUCUUGAAGAGUUAAGAAAAGACAUAAAAGAUACCUUUGCGAAACCUAUAGAAAAUACAAUAAAUAAUAUUAGUGAUGUUAUGAAUCAUGUCAUAAAGAAAUUGGUCGAAACACAUGACGGUGGGGAGAAUACUGAAACUGAUCCACCACCUACGUCCUAUAACAAGGAAGAUGCAGAGGAAUUAAACAAUGUUAAUAAAGAUAACGAAAAAAACACAAGAACCGAAAUGAAUUUAAGCAGGCCUACAUUUUUGUUAAUAGAAAAUGAUUCAAAUAACAAAAUACAAGAUGCCAUACUAUCAGACGGUAAAGACGAAAUUAAUAUUUAUGAACAUGAAUACGAUACAGAAGCGUUAAGUCACAAUGUAGAGAAUACAAUAAAACAAUUAAGUACGGAAUUGAGAAAAAUUAUACCGAAACUAAACGAAAUGCGGGAGCGUGACCGACUGUGGUCUGAGAACAUAAAAGAAACUGCUUCUGUUAUGAUGGAUAAAAAUUCUAAUGAAAUUACCAAUUCAUCUUGUUCGAGUUUGACUGUAAAGUCCAAAAGUGAAAAUUAUACAGAGAAAGUAAAAGAGAAGAAAUGUGAAUAUAGCACUUCAAGUAAAUUUAGGAAAAACUCAACUAUAUUGCCAAAUGCGAAAAAGGCAUGUAGCGACCGAUAUUCAUCUCAGACCAGUGCAAUAAAGUCACCUAAUACUAAAAGUACUGCAUCCGUCCGUACACUCGACAAGGCAAAGGAAUAUGAUUUAGAUAGUUUUGAUGUUUACAACAUUGAAACUGCCUUACCAAAAAUAGACUUGGAUGCCAUCGAAAGUCAUUUAAAAGCCGCAAAAGAAGCAGAAAGGCGGAAACGCAAUGACAGGGAAGAGAUUAGAAAACGACUGGCAAUGGAUGCUGACAGUGAAGAAUAUUAUAGUUUAGGACACACAGACAGACCUGGCAAGAAACCCAGUUUACAUUCACGUCUCCAGAAUGGAAAGAAUCUACAAAUAUGUUUUAUGAAUGAAACUGCAUCAGAUAAUGAAUCCCAAGCAUCUGAUAUAGAGAAAAAUAUAAAAAGUGCUAGUAAAACUUUACCCCCUACAAGUAUUUUUGGGAUCACUCAAAACCAUCCAUAUCAAACAAGACCACUUUCAGUUAAUAUUACCAAAAAUGACAGCGCCCCGCUAUUUGGACCUAAACUGCGUCAAUCGCCAUUUACGUUAAAGACGUCAAAAUCUCGUUCAACACAGUCAUUAAAUCACAUUGACAUCAAGGAGACUGAUUUCUAUGCUCUGCAAGCGAGGCUACAGACCGAGGCCAGGAUUGCAUUGGCCCAAGCUAAAGAAAUGGCUCAUAUACAAAUGGAGAGAGAGCGUCACAGCCGCGCGGUAUCACCGGUGACAGAGAUGCUGCGCCGUAGUAUGGAGAAGGCGAAUGCACCUCUCGCACCAGACCGCCGCCGUGUCUCUCGCCAACUCCUCACCGAUAUGAACAUUGCUCAGUUACAGGUGAUAGUAAACGAGUUGCACUCUCAGAUUGAAUCUCUGAACGACUCCUUAGUGAAAUUGUUGAUGGCACGAGACGAGCUGCACAUGGGACAAGACUCCAUGCUCGUUGAUAUUGAAGAUCUCACCAGAUAUCUGGGUGUCAAAGAGCAGACGAAAAAGACAAAGGGCACCGCUAAAUCAGGCGUGAGACGACUUACAUCGCUCGUUAACAAAUAAGGUCUUACCAAACUCAACACCCACACAAUAUUUUACAAUCGAGCCUUAUACGUCCAGUCGGACCAAUGGUUAACAUACCUGCUCACGACAAAAACAAACAUUUUAAUACAUAAACAACAUAACUAUUUAACAUCUAAAAUAUAUAUCUUUAAAAUACUAUUUCUAUGUAUCCACAAUAUAGUAUAUAAAUAUUUGGAUGUUGUUAAAGUGGGUACACAUUAUUGUGUUGUGCAGUUGAAUCUAACUUAUAAUCAAGGAAGGUCUAGAUUUUUGCCUGUUAAUUUAUUUCUUUAUGCCUCUUGCUGCGUCUAAAUCAAACUUUCUUUAACUCCAAUUUUUUGGAGUUAAGAUUUUUGAAGAAGCAUCUUUAAAAUAUUCUAGGGUUGGUUCUAGUGUUAGCAGGCAAUUUUGAACAUAAUGUAUACGUACUUUUACAACAUCUGUUAAAAACAAAAUAUUUCUAUUAUUCAUUGAUAACACUAAAAAUCAUUUUAUUGUUGUCUCAAUUUCUUCAAACAGUACGACAAGGAAGGAGAUAUGUUUUUUUUAAUUCUCUCUGAAAUGUAUGUAUUAAAAUGUUUGUCAAAACCCAAUGUAGUGAGAUAAUUAUGUGUUGACGUUAGUACAAUCCUACGUAUACAUACACACAAACCUUUUGUAAGGUUUUAUAUGAUGUGUAUUUGUACACAUUUUGUCCAUAAUGUUAGUAAAGUUAACACAAUUUCAGUUUUAACUGAACAGUCCGAUUGUUCAGCAAAAACUGAACAUGUGCAGCUUAAUGUUAAAACAUAGCUUAAUCGAUAACUAUAACUCGAUAUUAACCAAUUACGUGUAUAAACAGUUGUAUGUCUAUUGUAUAUCGGAUACGCUCCUUGUUAUUGUCAUUAUUUACUUCGACUUUAUAUAUUUACUUUGUAUUUGUAUAUAGAGGUUUUUAAUAUCUCCGUCGCAUUUCUCCUUCUAUAUACAUGUAUUAGCGAUGUAUCAUAUCCGCUUCAAUAUGAAUAUUUAGCUCAUCUAGUUGUAGGUAUU